Molecule: messenger RNA, 1538 nt
Organism: Gymnodraco acuticeps
Lineage: Eukaryota; Metazoa; Chordata; Actinopteri; Perciformes; Bathydraconidae
Product: transmembrane protein 233
Exons: 3
Coding region: 244-570 (108 amino acids)
Cellular component (GO): membrane
Source: RefSeq, a predicted model, not a curated record
UGUCCUGGAUGGAGGCCAGCAGGGUGAGCGAUCCUCUCCCACCCGCUCUCCAAACACAAACUUCAUUUUUCCCAGCUUCAAAGGAGGACUACAACCACCACGCAAUGUGUCAGACCAAUCCAUCAGACUUUUGAACUUCUGGCUUCCAACCUUUUCUGAUAAAGAAAGAGUUGGAUUCUGUCUGUUUUGUAACUUUUUGGGUGGGUUUCACCCCCUGACUGUGUUUCAUUUCUCCGAGUUACAAUGGCUCUUGGAGUGCUACAUUCACAAGUAAAAAAUUCCCUUAGUGGAAGUGUAUUUUUGGACAGAGGCUCUAUAGAGGAACCUCCACCUCCACUCCGCAGCUACCUUUGUUUGAGUAUUUUCACCUGCUUUUGUCCUGCGUACCCUGUCAACAUCGUGGCCCUGGUCUUCUCUAUCAUGUCUAGGAACAACUAUUAUCUUGGAGACUACGACGGGUCGAAGCGGCUCGGCAGGAACGCUCUCUACGUCUCUGUGGCCUCCAUCAUCAUCGGCCUCCUCAUCAUCGCCAUCUCCUGCACCGUUCAUUUUACAGCUAUGGAGUUUUAGUGUCGCAGAAGAGGAGAGAGGAGCAGGAGAGAAUAAGACACAAACUGUGGAUGCUGACGUCUGGGCUCAGGUGGUUCGCACUGUACCAUCUGCCUCUGGAAGGACUAUGGCUCGUUACUCCAAUCUGUACAUCACUCCCUCGUGGGUUCACUGUUUUUCAUAUGGAAUAUCCAGGGCUAACAUCUGGUGAAUGUGUUCAUUGUAGUGUUUAAUGUCAAUGAUGCAAAAGGGCAGCUUUCUGUGAGACUAUAUGUACUUUUAACUAGAAUGAUUAAACUGAACUGUCUUGAAUUUUUGCUGCAACAUAUAUUUAUCAUUAUCAUUUGAUGUGUUUGUCAUCGGUUCCAUUAUUAAAGUAACUUAUGUAAACGUAAACGUAAACGUAAACGUAUGUAAAGUAUUUCUCAUGUGUUAUUAUAGAGAAUUGACAAAAAGGCUCCUAGCUGUUUGUUGAGUGUCUUAAAUGCAACAGUGGUCGUAAGGUCUAGGCAACAAAACAACGCUAUGAGGGUAUGAAAGAAGAUCAUGGUUUGGAUAAAAACAACUAUUUAAAUUAUGAAUGAUGUGACAUAGGUUAGUAAAAACAAUUCAAGAUAUCACUAGGCAAAAACAUUGGAAUUGUCUGAGAGCCCGGUGCUCCCCAACAGUCCUUUGUGAGAGGUACAUUUUUCGAAUUGAUUUAUUUUAAGCUCCAACCACCGGAAUUCGUUAUAUAGUCAAGAAAACUCUCCUGGUGAAUGUUAUUCAAAUUCCAACAACAUUUACCCCUCCCUCAUCAACCUUGAAGUUUAGCCUCAGUUGCCGUGGCUGCUGGUGUGACUAUGUAUUUGAGGUAGAAAGACAUUUUGCUUAAGAUUUUUGGGUACCACUUUACAAUAAGACUACCCUUAUAAAGGGUUUACGAAUAGUUUGUAAUUCAUUUAUUAAUUAGGUUGUGAACACUUUAUAAAUCAUUAAUAAGAUUUUAU